This is a messenger RNA of Salvia miltiorrhiza (redroot sage), 3013 nucleotides long. RefSeq names its product transcription factor EMB1444-like. The record is from RefSeq and is a predicted model, not a curated record. NCBI's taxonomy places the organism in Eukaryota, Viridiplantae, Streptophyta, Magnoliopsida, Lamiales, Lamiaceae. The transcript is spliced from 10 exons. Gene Ontology annotation, molecular function: DNA-binding transcription factor activity; protein dimerization activity. Gene Ontology annotation, biological process: regulation of DNA-templated transcription. Bases 527 to 2611 code for a protein of 694 amino acids.
CACAGUUUUUCCAAAGUCUGCAUUUCCUGUUUUUAUGUUUUUCAUUAUGAUGGCCUCUUUUUAAGCUUUUGGACAUUUGGUUCAGAGCUUCAGAGACAGACAUCCAACCUUCAUCCCUUCCUACUACUAUUCCACUUGCUGUUUCUCUACUCUUCAAAAACCAACCACUUUCACUCACAACCAUUCAUUCUUCCUCCAAAACUCAGUGUGAGUUUACUUUUUCUACCCUAAUCUGAACCCAGCCAAAAACACUUUCGCUUCCACCAAAAUCUGCUUUUUCGUUUUCAACUUGUGUUUUUAAUCAAUCAUCCGUGGAAAAGACUGCAUUUGUUUGUGUUUCUUGACUGUGCUGUGAUCUCAGCUUGCGGGUUUGUGACACAGAUAAAGAAAGGAAAAAAAAGAAAAAAAAAAAAGAAAAAAAAAAAAGAGGGAGAGAGUUUUUGGAGGUUGGCAGUUGAUUGAUAGAGAUUUACUUUGCGUUCUUGCAUUUUCUUUCUUCGACACGUCUGCAGAAAAGUUUGAUUCAAUGAUGAACGAAACCCUCAAGAAUCUUUGCUCUACUAAUGGAUGGUGUUAUGCAGUUUUCUGGGGUUUUGAUCACACAAAUUCAUUACUAUUGACAUUGAAAGAUUGCUACUAUGAAGAACAAAUGGGAGCGCUGAUUGAAUCUAUGCUUCUGCAAGCACAUGUAGUUGGAGGAGGGGUAAUUGGGCAAACUGCCUUUGCAAACAAACCUAUAUGGUUGGAUUCAGAUGCUCUUCAUGAAAGGAGAAAUUGUGCAGUAUCAUUUGAUGGUCUUGACAUUUUCCAGAAGGAUUCUGAGUUCUUUUACCAAUUUUCUAUGGGAAUAAAGACUAUUGCUGUGAUCCCAGUGGAACCGUGGGGAGUUGUGGAGCUUGGAUCUACUCACAAGAAACCUGAGAUGCACGAUUUUGUGGAUCAAGUGCAGCAAGUUUUCAGAGAAAUAGAUGUGAUUGAAGGUGUGGGAAAUGGGAGUCAUUCAGAUAGCCAUUUGUUUAAUUCUAGUAUGCAGCUUGAUUCAUCGUUGUCGAGUGGCAUUUUCCGUUCUGAGAAUUUGAUUGGAGCAGAUCAAUCUUUAGUCCUUCCUUGUCAACCAUUUCCUUGCACGAGCAAUCAACUUGAACACUUGCUUUUAGAGUCUCCCAAUUUUCUUGAUUGCUCUGCUUAUGCUGAUGAUUUUUCACUGCUGACUUCUUCUUGGCCUCAUUUGGAUAACACAUCAUUGUCCGAGCCAAGAGACGAAGAAUCUUGCAAAGAUUCAAGCUCGAACGCCCCUCUUGUCCUACCUCAACACUCGUCAAGAGAUAUAUCCAACGCCCAAGAUCUUAGUUCGUCUAUGAUAACUCCAACCGACUCUAAAGCUGAGAGACUGUCUGGCUUACAGACUGUGGAGGAGUUUUUCGCGCAGUUGAUUUCUCCACAUACUGCUCGAGUUGGCACGGAUUCUAGUGGACUUAUGAAGGGGUCGAGUUUGAGUGGAAGGAGUAGAACUUCUUUUCCAACCACUUCAUUGCAAAGCUCAGUGACUUAUGCCUUGGGACCAAGUGGUGAUGCUAAGUGUUCAAUGGGAGUCGAACGUGUUAGGAAUGAAUCUGAAUGCAUCUCAGAGAACAAUGUUGGCUCCAAGAUGAGCAGCUCCAACAGUUUGUUCUCCAAGUUAGGCCUGGACCAGCUUUUGGAUACUAGCCCUUCUUCGCUUGACAGAUCACCGUUUGAGGAUCAGUCAUCGUCUGCUGCUAAGAGGAGAAGAACAGGCAACUUCUCAUGGAGCCAAAGCCAAGUGAAAUUUGAUGGGAAACUGAAAUCAUACAACCCUGAGGCAAAGAACAAUCGAGUUAGUAGUGAAGACUCCAAGAAGACGAUGCGUUCAUGUAUUGAUGAUAGUUGUAGAUUGGAUGCUAGUACGUCGAGGAGGCAUGAGGAACAGGUGAGAACCAAGAAAAAGAAGGCUAAGCCGGGGACCAAACCAAGGCCAAAAGAUCGACAGAUGAUCCAAGACCGGCUUGGAGAGUUGAGGGGGCUCAUUCCCAAUGGAGAGAAGAUGAGCAUCGAUCGUUUGUUGGAACGAACCAUCAGACACUUGAACUUCAUGCAGAGUCUCACCAGACAUGCUGAAAGUCUUAAACAAAUUGCUAAGCCAAAGUCCAUGGAGGUCUGGAAAAAUCAGUCCAUGAAUGGUGGUGAUGGUGGAGUUACAUGGGCGUAUGAAGUUGGCAACGAUGCUAUGGUUUGUCCACUCAUAGUUGAGGACCUUAGUACGCCUGGCCAGAUGCUUAUAGAGAUCCUCUGCGAAGAACACGGCUUCUUUUUGGAGAUUAUAGAGAUUGUUCGAGGUUUUGGCUUGACGAUCUUGAAGGGAGAGAUGGAGGUCCGUGAGAUGAAGAAGAUAUGGGCUCAUUUCAUGGUGGAGGCUGAGGGCACACGGUAUGUCACACGCCAUGAGAUCUUCUCGUCCCUCAUUCAGCUCUUGCAGAUGACGGGGCAGAGUGCAGCCAACGGCAAUGUUGGUAUCUCAGUCUUCAACAGUUUCCAACCUUCUGCCACAUUUCCUCUCAACUUUGGUGAUGCCCUUCAAUGUGCAAGCUUGUGACAAUGUCUCAUUAAGAAAUCACUUUGAAGUUUGAUGAGUAAACUUAAUACAAAGGCUUGUAGUCUUAGAUGAUGUCAGAAAUUGAGUGUUGGAGUAUAUAUAUAAUAUAUAUAUAAAAUAUUGAUAUAUAGUAAUUUUGUUUUCUUUGUAGGAGUUGUGUGUCGUAUAAUGUAUGAGGGGCACUUGUGAGAGGAGAACAAUGCUUGUGUUCUCCAACUAUUCUGUUAGAUGUUUCUUUGAGGGUAGUAGGCUCAUUUAUUGAAGCUGACAAAUUUAGUAGUUAUAUGUAGCCUAACUUCUGAAUUGUUAAUUGUUAAUUGUGAUGCUGCAUUUCUGUAUUUGUGCAUAAAUUAAUCAAUUAAUUGUGGCUCCAUCUGAUAUUGGAGCCUAGUGAUUUACUUC